AUGGAACAAAAUAUUAAAUUAAUUUUAUAUGUUAAAAUUGCUGCUUUUAUCCUAUUAACGUGGAUAUGUCAUUUUAACAAUUAUAAGCUUUCUCUUAACAGAUAUUUUGAUGAGUAUUACAACAAUGGUAGAAAAAUAUAUAUAAGAAAUUCUAGAUUAUUAGCAAAACCUAAGCAAGAAUUGAAUUUAAAUGUUUUAAGUUUAAAAAAAGAUAAACCAAUUAGUGCAAAGCGGGAAAAAGGAAAUAACAAAAAAUCCAAUAGAAUAUCAUUAAAUAAUGCCAGAUACUAUACAGAAGUUGUGGAUUAUAAUAAUAGCAUGUUUGAUGGAAAACAUUUCCAUUUUGAAAAAAAAUGGAUUAGGAAAAAAGAUUAUGAUACUUUUGUUGAAAAAAACAGUAGAGUUGCAGAUAUAGCUUUAAAAAAAAUAAAAUUUAGGAAUUACAGUUUUGGAGUUGUUAUAUUUAUUCUUUUUUUUUUGUUAGGAAUAGGAUUACCUAUAUUAAAAGGAUUAGAAGCAUCAAAGGAAUUUGGAAAAAAUUUAGGAUUUAUGAAAACUUUUUGGGAAUAUAUAGAUACCGCGUUUAAACAAAUAGGAGUAAACCAAGAUUCUUAUGGUAUAUUUUUUUCUAUAGUUAUCAUUGUAUUAGGAGUUAUACUUAUAAUAGCGAUUCCUAAAAUCUUGAGGAAUAAUGAAAAAUAUAAAAAAAUUAAGUUGAUGUAUAAAUAA
Messenger RNA from Plasmodium malariae, 729 nucleotides. Its product is annotated as fam-m protein. The record is from RefSeq and is a predicted model, not a curated record. The coding region runs from base 1 to 729 and encodes 242 amino acids. Lineage: Eukaryota; Apicomplexa; Aconoidasida; Haemosporida; Plasmodiidae. The transcript has 2 exons.